Molecule: messenger RNA, 1273 nt
Organism: Phragmites australis (common reed)
Lineage: Eukaryota; Viridiplantae; Streptophyta; Magnoliopsida; Poales; Poaceae
Product: hypersensitive-induced response protein-like protein 1
Exons: 5
Coding region: 178-1038 (286 amino acids)
Source: RefSeq, a predicted model, not a curated record
UGCUUUGCUCUUUCUUUCUUUUUUUGAUAAGAACUUUGCGCUGUUCUUCGGCCGGGUGCAAACAAAAGCCAGGAUGCGCCUGCAAGGGAAAGCUCCAUUGUCUUCUUCCUCUCCUCUUCUCCAAUCGGAUCCGCAAGGUGCUGCCAGAGGUGAUCCGUGGACUGCAGGUCUGCCGCUAUGGGCAAUUUGUGCUGCUGUGUUCAAGUUGAUCAGUCUACCGUGGCCAUCAGGGAGCAGUUCGGGAAGUUUGACAAUGUGCUUGAGCCAGGAUGCCACUGCCUGCCUUGGUUCCUUGGGAAACGUGUAGCUGGUCAUCUCACACUCAGGCUGCAGCAACUGGAUGUGCGCUGUGAAACUAAGACAAAGGACAAUGUGUUUGUCAAUGUUGUCGCAUCUAUUCAGUAUCGAGCUCUGGCUGGCAAAGCAAGUGACGCGUUCUACAAACUGAGCAACACAAGGUCCCAGAUUCAAGCUUAUGUCUUUGACGUGAUCAGAGCAAGUGUCCCAAAGCUCAUCCUGGAUGAUGCUUUCGAGCAAAAAAAUGAGAUAGCCAGGGCUGUGGAGGAUGAACUUGAGAAGGCCAUGUCGGCUUACGGCUUUGAGAUCGUGCAGACCCUCAUUGUCGACAUCGAACCAGACGAGCACGUGAAGCGUGCAAUGAACGAGAUCAAUGCAGCUGCGAGGCUGAGGAUGGCCGCGAACGAGAAGGCAGAGGCGGAGAAGAUCGUGCAGAUCAAGCGUGCCGAGGGUGAGGCGGAGGCCAAGUACCUGUCCGGCCUCGGCAUCGCUCGGCAGCGGCAGGCGAUCGUGGACGGGCUGCGGGACAGCGUGCUGGGGUUCUCCGUGAACGUGCCCGGGACCACGGCCAAGGACGUGAUGGACAUGGUGCUCAUCACCCAGUACUUCGACACCAUGAAGGAGAUCGGCGCGUCGUCCAAGGCCUCGUCGGUGUUCAUCCCGCACGGCCCCGGUGCGGUGCGCGACAUCACCACGCAGAUCCGCGACGGCCUCCUCCAGGGCGCGGCCACCCAGCACUAGCCUCACCCUCACUGGACUGGAGCAGCUUGGAGUGGACUCAAUCACAGCCGGUUUUUUACCAGCUACCGUAUUAUAGAGUUCCAUAUGAUAUGAUGCAUGUCUAUAUUGUCGCGUUUUCUUUCCAUCUGGAUCAUGUGUGGAAUGCUAUGCUUUACAAUGGUGAUGCGUGCUGACAACUUUGUUGUAAACUUUUAGAAACUGAAAACUGGUGGGAUUGCAGCAUGAGUUUGCAGUA